Molecule: messenger RNA, 3559 nt
Organism: Aspergillus sclerotioniger CBS 115572
Lineage: Eukaryota; Fungi; Ascomycota; Eurotiomycetes; Eurotiales; Aspergillaceae
Gene: ams1
Product: alpha-mannosidase
Exons: 4
Coding region: 148-3417 (1089 amino acids)
Biological process (GO): mannose metabolic process; oligosaccharide catabolic process
Cellular component (GO): fungal-type vacuole membrane
Molecular function (GO): alpha-mannosidase activity; carbohydrate binding
Source: RefSeq, a predicted model, not a curated record
UCACUUCUCUCCCCUCGAGCCAUCUCCCCCGCCUGACCCUUCAAUCCAAACCAAUUCAUCAAAUGCUCCAUCAUUUGCACACUUUGCAUCCAAACCGUUGUCCCUCUAGCCUUCCAGUCUACAUAGUAAUAAACUAGACCCGCAACCAUGGGUGGAGACGUUCCCCGGCAAGCUCCCAGCGCCCUUCCCCAGACUCCCGCGGGCCCCGUCGGGCAACGCAUCAAGAACAUUUACACCGACCGGCUCAAGCAAUUCACCGCUACCGGUCAGUACGACGGCCAGAACCUCAUCUCCAAGCUGGCCGAGGCCGUCAACUCCGACGAGAACCAUGUCAAGCUUUCAGUAUAUUCGGUCCCCAACUUGCAGCGUCCAACCUUCAAAGAGGCUACCGCCAAUGAGUUCAAGCCCACCCAUAUCGGAGCCUCAUUUGGCCCCAGCUGGUCCACCCAUUGGUUCCGUAUUCGCCUGACGGUCCCCGAGGAUAUGCGUCAGAAAGAGCGCUUGGAAUUCCACUGGGAUGCAAACAAUGAGGGCCUGGUCUGGACGGAAGAUGGCCGGCCCCUACAAGGCCUCACCGGUGGCAACGAGCGUAUUGAAUGGAUCAUUCCCGAUGCCUGGCGUGACGGAAAGGAACACACCUUCUACAUCGAAAUGGCCUGCAAUGGCAUGUUCGGAAAUGCCCCGGGCGGAGAUUCAAUCCAGCCACCUAACCCUAACAGAUAUUACACAUUGCACAAGGCACAGAUCACCGCCGUCAACCUGGAGGCACGGGCGUUGUUCUAUGACUUCUGGAUCAUCGGAGAUGCGGCCAGAGAGUUUCCUGGUGAUUCCUGGGAGUCUCAUGAAGCCAAUAUGGUAGGAAAUGCAAUCAUGGAUGCGUUCAUUGCUGGCAAUGGAAGCAAUGAAUCAAUCAAGGAGGCACGCAAAAUUGCCAGAAAGUACCUGGGGGACAAGGUUGAUUCUUCGGAAGUGUACGAGACCGACACACAACCCAUUGUCUACGCCGUCGGACAUUGUCAUAUCGACACCUGCUGGUUGUGGCCCUGGGCAGAAACCAAACGCAAGGUUGCCCGAUCAUGGUCGAACCAGUGCGACCUAAUGGAGCGAUACCCGGAGCAUCGCUUUGCUUGUUCCCAGGCACAACAGUUCAAGUGGCUGAAACAAUACUAUCCCUCGGUUUUCGACCGCGUGAAACAAUGGGUUAAGAAAGGUCAUUUCCAGCCAAUUGGUGGUAGCUGGGUCGAGCAUGACACAAAUAUGCCCAGUGGAGAGUCUCUUGUGAGACAGUUCCUCUACGGGCAGCGCUUCUUCGAGAGUAAUUUCGGGGAACGCUGCACGACCUUUUGGCUUCCGGAUACCUUUGGCUAUUCCACGCAGAUACCCCAGAUAUGUCGCCUGGCGGGAAUGAGUCGCUUCUUUACUCAGAAGCUCAGUUGGAAUAACAUUAACAACUUCCCACACACUACUUUCCAGUGGGUUGCACUCGAUGGGAGCCAGGUUAUCUGCCACAUGACACCAGCGGAAACUUAUACUGCCAGUGCUCAUUUUGGCGACGUGAAGCGCAGCGUGACUCAACACAAGUCGCUGGAUAAUGAUAACACAUCGCUCUUAGUAUUUGGCAAGGGAGACGGUGGUGGCGGGCCAACCUUCGAGCAUCUGGAGAAGUUGCGUCGCUGCCGUGGUCUCAGUGACAAGGUAGGCUUGCUUCCCCGUGUGAAGAUGGGGGGUUCGGUCGACGACUUCUUUGAUAAGCUUGAGAAGAAGGUGGAACAAGGCACCCGCUUCGCUACGUGGUACGGGGAGCUGUAUUUCGAGCUUCAUCGGGGCACAUACACCACACAGGCCAACAACAAGCGCAACAACCGUAAGUCUGAAUUCCUGCUGAGGGAAAUUGAGUAUCUCGCCACUCUUGCUACCCUCACGCAGACUAGUGGUGAUUAUAAGUACCCUAAGAAGGAAAUCGAUGAAAUGUGGGAAGACGUGCUCUUGUGCCAAUUCCAUGACUGCCUCCCUGGUAGCUGCAUUGAGAUGUGCUAUGACGACUCGGAUGAGCUCUACAAAAAGGUAUUCGAAAUCGGCCAGAAAGCAAGGAAGGAUGCUCUCAAGGCUCUAGGAUUCGGCGGCAAGAGUACCAAGGGUCUUGUUGCCAUGAACACAUUGCCAUGGCCUCGCUCAGAAGUUGUCAAGGUUCCUGCUGAGUUUGCAACCGCGGGUGUCCCCAAGUACGCAAUUGUCAGUGGUGAAACUGGUCUCAUUCAGUGCCAGCCUUCUGCAACCUCCAAGACAGUACCUGCUGUGACUGUCUCUGAGAUCGAGCCUGGUGUAUUCCGUCUGCAGAAUGAGAAACUGAGGGUGGAUGUCCAUGAAGGCAUUAUAACCUCCCUGUACGAUCUUGAAGCAAAGCGCGAGAUUAUUGCCAAGGGCGGAAAGGCAGGGCAGCUUGUCAUCUUUGAUGAUAAGCCACUCUAUUGGCAAGCGUGGGAUGUUGAGGUCUUCCACCUCGAAUCAAGAAAGGAGUUGCCAUCCGGGAAGACUACUAUUGCCGAGAAGGAUCCGUACCGUGUCAGCGUUGUCACUGAAACCCCAAUUAGCGAGAACAGCUGGGUCAAGACGACUCUUAGUCUAGCUGCCGCGGUGGGAGACCAGCCAUCCUAUGUCGAGAUGGAGAGUGAAGUCGAAUGGCGGGAGACCAUGAAAUUCCUCAAAGUCGAGUUUCCGGUUGACAUCACGAACACCGAGGCAUCGUAUGAGACACAGUAUGGAAUCAUCAAGCGCCCGACGCAUUACAAUACUAGCUGGGACAUGGCCAAGUUCGAAGUGUGCUGCCACAAAUGGGCAGACCUGUCUGAGAAUGGCUACGGUGUUUCGGUCCUCAACGACUCCAAGUACGGGUUUGCGACUUGCGGUAACCUGAUGCGCCUUUCUCUGCUGCGCGCAUCGAAGGCACCGGAUGCUCAUGCAGAUAUGGGUCAUCAUCGCAUCCGCUACGCAAUUCUCCCGCACGCAGGACCCUUGGAUUCACGCACGAUCCGCGCAGGGUACAACUUCAACCAUCCCCUUGUUCUUGAGCCCGCAUCUGUCUCCAAGGCCACGGACGCGUUCAAGUCUAUCUCACUUGAGGGUUCUCCAUCGCUCGUAUUGGACGCGGUGAAGCGCGGCGAGGACGACGAAGACGUGUCGCGUGACAAUCUGCCACGGCGCGCAGGCCAGAGCGUCAUCCUCCGGAUUUACGAGUCAUUGGGCGGCAAGAGCCGUGGAACCAUCAACACCAAACUUCCAAUCAAAAAAGCGUGGAAAUGCAACAUUCUCGAAGAUGAUGAGACGGCUCUUACACUGUCCAAGGGCGACACGGAUACCACAAACAUCGAUAUCGAGUUGAGGGCUUUCGAAGUGGCGACGUACAGACUGCAGCUAUAGCCGGUUUCUAUCAUUGUCGCGUCAGAGCAGGGAGGGAAGUCAUCCUGUGUAUUUGAUUCCAAAAUGAAACAUAUCUUUCAAGAUGUACAAUCUAGCAAGUCAGCGCCGAUGCAGUCUAGUAAUACAGAGGAUAUCACAAACA